GCGCUGUGCCGUGCCGUGCCGUGCCGUGCCGUACCGGGAGCCGCAGUCCUCUGCCGGGCCGGGCGGGGCGGGAGCCGCGGGGAGGAUGGGCUGAGCCGGGCGGAGCGGGGCAAUGCGCGGGAACCGGGCGGUGUGCGGGCACCGGUGGCCCUAGGGGCAGCUCCCCCACGUCGGUUGCAACUGCUGCCAUGAGACGCGGUCCCCCCAGCCCGUCCCCCCCACCCCGGGGGGAGACCCCCGCUCGGCAGCCCCUUGGCCCCGGGAGCGGGGGCUUGGACAUGCUGCGCUGCCCCUCCUGCCUCCUCCUGCUCUGGGAGCCGGUGACCGUGUCCUGCGGUCACUCUUUCUGCAAGCCGUGCCUCGGGGGGACCGUGCCCUCCCGCUGCCCCUUGUGCCAGGAGAGGCUGAAGCUGCUGGGCGUCGCGGUGGCGAGGUGCAACGUGGUGCUCUGCGGCCUCCUGGAGAAAUGCGUGGAGCCGGAGAGCCGGCUGGCCUGGCUGGUGGCACGCAUCCGGGACCGUCUCACCCGUGGGGACGUGCAGGAAGCGCUGAGGAUGGCUCAGAAAGGGGUCGAGCUGGCCCCAGAUGCCAGCUCCCUGCGGCUGUGCCGGGCAGAGGUGUUCGUGGCGCUGGGGCAGCACCCGCGGGCCCUGGAGGACCUGGACACCGUGUGCAGGGCUGAGCCUGGAGAGCACGAGGGCUUCUUCAGGAAAGGGAAGGUGCUUCUGGAGAUGGGACAGAGAGCCGAAGCCCUGCUGGCGUGGGAGCACUGCCUGACGCUUAGUCCCCAUUUCCAACCUGCUCGGAGAGAGAUGGAGAAGAUCCUCAUGCGAGAGGAUGCUCCUCAGCCACGCACAGCUGCUGUAUGCCUGGGUGAUGGUCACCAGGGCUCGACUGGUCCCCAGAUUGAUGGAGGGAGCCCUGCACUCCCAUUGUCUCCCACACAAGCUCAGGAUCAGGAGGGAGAGCCAGCGGAUAGCGGAGGGGACGCUGGGUCUGAGCACGGCCAGGGGACAGCCACCCUUUCGCAGCCGGGGCGACAGCAGGAACCGGAGACUUUGGCAGAGAGGCAGGGACAGCAGUUGGUAGAUAAUGAAGAGGAAACAGCAGCAGCAAACUGUACCCAGACAUGCCUCGGGGAGCUGCUGAGCAUAUCUGACUUGGAGUGUUCCCUCUGCAUACGGAUGUUCUUCGAGCCAGUGACGACGCCAUGUGGGCACACCUUCUGCAAGGAGUGCCUCGAACGCUGCCUGGACCACCGACCCAACUGCCCCCUCUGCAAACAGAGUCUGAGAGAGUACCUGAAGGCCGGAAGCUACAACCCCACCGUGCUGCUGCAGGACAUCAUGCUGGCCACCUUCCCUGCACAGCUUGCUGAGCGCCGGGAGCUGCACCGGACUGAGAUGGAAGAGCUCUCCAACCUGACCAAGAACAUCCCCAUCUUCGUGUGCACGAUGUCCUUCCCAGGCAUCGCCUGCCCUUUGCACGUCUUCGAGCCUCGCUACCGCCUCAUGAUCCGGCGGUGCCAGGAGACCGGCACGAGAAGGUUUGGCAUGUGUAUAUACGAGAAUGGGAAAAGUUUUGCUGACUAUGGGUGCAUGCUGGAGAUUCGGCAGAUCGAGGUGCUGGCGGACGGGAGGUCCUUGGUGGACACCAUCGGCAGGCGGCGGUUCCGGGUGCUGAGACGCGGACACAGGGAUGGCUACAACACUGCCGACAUCGAGUACCUGGAGGACAAGAAGGUGGCCGGGGAGGAGCUGCAGGAGCUGCAGUGCCUGCAUGAAAGCACCUACCGCUUGGCUCAGCGGUUUUGUGAGCACGGAGACCUUGCCUCUAGGCACAUUUUGAUGCAGCAUGGACCGCUGCCGGAGAAGGAAGAGGACAUCCAGGCUUCGGCAGACGGCCCGACGUGGUGCUGGUGGCUCAUCUCCAUCCUGCCCCUUGACCCGUCCUACCAGCUGAACCUCUUCUCCACCACCUCCCUGCGUGCCCGCCUCACCCAGCUGCAGCGCAUCCUCGCCGCCCUGCUGCAGCAGCCCCCCGCCGGGCACCCGUUGCCCGAGCGCAGCCCCCGGGGCCGCGUCUGAGCCCCCCAGCCCCCCCCCCUUUCUGCAGGGGAGACCUUCACCCCCUUGGGUUUCUCUAUGUGUUGCUUCAUGGUUUUGCGUGUGGUUUGAGCCCCCCCUAAAAGUGACCUCAGCGAUGAGCUGGGCACCCUCUGCCCGGCUUGGUGGGGCUGGGGUCGCACCGACAGCAACACUACGCCGUCCACGCCGCCUCCAGGAGCUGCUCGGUGCCAUGGCUGUGCUGCCAAAGUGGGGACUGGGAUGGAAAGCUGGGUUGCGUCUCAGGAACCAAAAUCACUUGCUGAGCUGCUUCGGCACUAAGGAGGAUUCUUCUUAGGGCAGAGGACCAAGUGCCAGGAUCGCCUUGGUUUUGGCUCUGCCCUCUUUGGUAGAUGGUCCUGCUCCGUGCAGCAGAUUUAGAGGCUUGGGAGAGGUGGCACCGGGAGGCGGAGAGGUCCCGAUGGCUUCCCCCAGCUUUGGGAGCUGACAGCUCUGCCUCUGCUUAUGACUUUGAUUUAAUUUCUAUUCACACGAGAAGAAAGGUUAAAUUAAACAAUCUGAAACUUGUGGUCCUGCUCCUAACCACCUCCAUGGCCACAUGGCGAAGAGAUGCUGCUCUCCAAAUGCACCCGGGUCUGAUGUCCCCUUCCCGCCUUUCUGCUCGGUGCUCUGCCGUGUUUGCUGUACCAAGCUUGCCGGCCAGUUCCCCGUGCUGGAGCCAUGGGAAGGGGGGGGAUUUGGCAGCGUUGGUGCUUUUCCCCCCACCCAAAGGCUGCUGUUCCUGAGCUGGGCUGGGUUCAGGUUGGAAGAUUGGACCUGGGGGCUGGAAGGAGCCGAUGGCAUGAGGGAGUUAAGCCUGGUUUUGUGAGACUUUCUGUUCCUUUACUAGUGCAGUUUUCCUUUGCUCAGUGUUUCUUGUGAACUUUCUGCCUCAGGAGAAAAUCAGGACCUGGGGUGAGGCUGGAUCCUUGCAUUUGGUACCUGGAACAGCUCAGGAUCCCCCAAAAGAGCACAGAGUGAAGGCAAAGGGAGCCGAACCCCUGGAGAGGUGGGGAGGGGCAGGGGAGGGGCAGGACCGGUGACGGAGGCUGUAAGCCCCAUGUCAGGGGAGCAAGUGCCCUCCUGCAAAUACCUGGCUGCUGCUUGUCUCUAAACACAGGGAAGACUAUCCCCCUGGACAGACCAGGCUUUCCUCCAUGGAAAUCCUGAAGGUUUGGGAUUUUUGUCUCCCAUCCGUAAUUUCGGUGGCUUUGGAUUGAAUUUUAGGAGGCCAUCCACUUGGUCGUCGGAUUAACAUUAACAUCCAGAAUUUUAUCCCUGCUUUUCUCAAAGGCUCCGCACCCCAUCGGGGGGCUCAGUGGGCUGUUGGAUGUGUGUGUGGGAGAGAAAAGCAGGCUGGGGCUAGAGUGCUCCUUACUGCACGUGUUGCUGGGCUGAGUCCGGGGAAGGAGGCUCUGGACGCAGCUCCGGAGGGGUCCCUGCCAAGGGCCACCGCCUUUCACUGUCCUGCUCUCUCCAGGAGCAAGAGGUCUUGGUCCUUCCUCUCCAGCAAAGUGCUUCCCUGGAGUGACAGUCAGGGGAGCUGAGGGCUUGCUCCCCAGGGAUGAGUGAGCACAGGGUGGCUGAGGACAACUCAAAGCUGGAUUUGCUUCUCUACCUUUGAGCCAUGUCCUCUGCCACUUUGCUGCUGUCUCUGGGGUGCCGUGAUUCCCCCAAGGGGCUGUAUCCUCGGGAUUUUGGAUUGGGGUGGGCAGGGGUGGGUGAUGGAGGGAUGCCCCGCAGUCCCAGGGCAGGUGCAUGCAGGUGGCAGGAUGCCACUGAAGUUUGGGAAGUGCCUUUCUUUUCCACAGGGUCAGUGUGAGCUCACCCAGUGACACCUCACCCCACCUCCCGAGCAUCUCAUCUACCCCCCGAGUUGCCCGUUCCCCAGGUGUGGGAGCUCCCUGGGCUGCUGCGGGUCCCUCCAGCAAGGGGGAGGCAUGGGGGGAUGCAGGGGAGAAGCGUGGGUCUGAACCAUGUCCACGCUGGGGGAGAGCCGGGGACCAGAGCCACAUCUGCCUGGCUACUUUGGGAAGGGACUCGUGCAAAUCACUUCAGUUUGCUUGGAGUGCCUUCGGGGUUUGUAUUAGUAUCUUUGCUUUUUGAAUUAAAUUUUCUUCCUGGUUAUUGAAAUAAAGACUUUUUUUUUCUUCUU
This is a messenger RNA of Grus americana (Whooping crane), 4260 nucleotides long. RefSeq names its product LON peptidase N-terminal domain and RING finger protein 1-like. Gene Ontology annotation, molecular function: protein binding; metal ion binding. NCBI's taxonomy places the organism in Eukaryota, Metazoa, Chordata, Aves, Gruiformes, Gruidae. The record is from RefSeq and is a predicted model, not a curated record. The transcript has 12 exons. The coding region runs from base 189 to 2087 and encodes 632 amino acids.